Molecule: messenger RNA, 1554 nt
Organism: Mucor velutinosus
Lineage: Eukaryota; Fungi; Mucoromycota; Mucoromycetes; Mucorales; Mucoraceae
Exons: 7
Coding region: 1-1554 (517 amino acids)
Biological process (GO): protein phosphorylation
Cellular component (GO): nucleus; plasma membrane; cytoplasm
Molecular function (GO): ATP binding; protein serine/threonine kinase activity
Source: RefSeq, a predicted model, not a curated record
AUGUCUAUGAUUUAUUCCACAGAUACCGAUAACUCUAUAUCUGCGCCACUACCUACACAUUUCUCUCCUAGUCUUCACUACUCCAACAAUAAUCAUAGCAAUGGUAGUUUCAACAUUGAGAGUAGCAACAGCAGCCAAGUUGAACUCGCACCUGCAUUCACAGUUCCCGAUAAUUUUCAAUUACAAGAAAAGCCUGCUGCUGUCGCAACAACACCGAAAUCAAACUCAUGGUUCUAUACCAAUGCAUUUCGCCCAAAUAACAAGGCCAUUCGUCGAGUGGCUUCAGCACCCAAUGCUAAUAAUCUUCAACCCACUCGGUCCUAUACUUCAUCUGCUUUGCAGCACCAGAGCAUUGCCCAACAAGGCCAAUUUGAAAAAAUGAAAUUGUGCAGAAGAACCUAUUCCAGUAGCAGUAUCAAAGUAAAGAAUGUGGAGGUUGGCCCAUCUAGCUUUGUCAAAGUCCGUAUGCUGGGUAAAGGCGAUGUCGGAAAAGUCUACAUGGUUCGACAAAAGGGAACCGAUAAACUGUUUGCCAUGAAAGUUCUAUCCAAGAAAGAAAUGAUCAAACGGAACAAGAUUAAACGCGCCUUGGCUGAGCAAGAAAUCUUAAUGACAUCUAAUCAUCCAUUUAUUGUUACAUUAUACCAUUGCUUUCAAAGUCAAGAGUAUCUUUAUUUUGUUAUGGAAUACUGCAUGGGCGGUGAAUUCUUCAGAGCGUUGCAAUUGAGGCCAGGAAAAUGUUUAAACGAAGAUGGAGCUCGAUUUUAUGCUGCGGAAGUUACAGCAGCGCUUGAAUACCUUCAUCUGCAAGGGCACAUCUAUCGCGAUCUUAAGCCAGAGAAUAUCUUAUUACAUCAAAGCGGACAUAUAAUGCUAACCGACUUUGAUCUAAGUAAAGGCUCUAGCCCACCAGGUAGACCAGGUGUAGUUAAAUCGAAAUCACCCAACCAGCCUCCUUCAAUUGAUACGAAAAGCUGUGUCGAAGGUCUCCGAACGAACAGUUUUGUCGGAACAGAGGAAUACAUUGCACCAGAAGUAAUUAAGGGAUGUGGUCAUACAAGCGCAGUUGAUUGGUGGACACUGGGCAUUCUUAUUUAUGAGAUGCUGUAUGGAACUACACCCUUCAAAGGAAACGGUAGAAAUGAGACAUUUGCGAAAAUCUUACACACCGAGCCUCAAUUUCCCCAUCAACCUGCGCCUUACAAUGCCAAUAUUUCGAGUAACUGCAAGAAUCUGAUACGCAAGCUAUUACAAAAAGAUGAACAUACUCGACUUGGAUCCCGUGCAGGCGCGGCCGACAUUAAACAGCAUCUGUUCUUUAAAAACACCAACUUUGCACUACUAAGAAACAAGACACCACCCAUUUUACCUGCUAUAUCGAAGCCUAAUGGCAUUGAUGCCAUUAAUUUUAGAAAGAUUCAAGAAAGCAUGAGUCUGGACCUGGAAGCAGAUGGUCUUAGGGUUAUGAAAAAGAUUGAAAAAUCAAAUCCAUUCGAAAAAUUUGAUUCCCUUACUUUGUAUCACAAUGGCGAUUCUGAUUCAGAGCAAAAUUAA